ACGCAGUGAAGCGGUACGAAGGAAGGAGCCACGCAAGCAGCACAAACCGGCGACAAACGUUGAAUUGCGGUGCGACUACUGUAACGAGAGCCUGACGUCAUUCGAUGAGGAGACGAUUUCGUUGUGUCUGAUCGCUGUCGAGACGUUUUUGCAUCGGGAACCCGUCAUGGCGGCGCCGAUUCUCUUCUCACUGCUUCAUACUGUAACUCGGUUGAUUGACCACCCAAUCUAUCCAUGGCACGAUUCGGAGAUGUUCGUACCGGGAAAUUGUCGCAGUGUUGCCAAGCAAAUGCUACGAGUCACUCUUCAUCAGGUAGGAUGGCAGGGGAAGUUUCAGUGGAUGGGAUGCGCCAUUAUCCUGUCUGGAAUUUGUAGUGCAACUAUUCGGACAGCACCGCUUUCCGCACAGAUUUCGUUUUGGAAAGUUGCUCUCUGGAUUGUCACUGGCAGACUUCAGGAACUCUCUCCAGUCUACUUCAUCCAACUUCUUUUCGAAGUGAGUUUAUAUCCUAUUUUUUUGGAAUUCCUUGAAAUUUGGACCUCUUCUGAAACUCUCUCAGGACCUUUCCGAGAAUUGGCCUACCACGUCUCUCAACUACAAUGCGCAAUUUGGCCGCAUACAUCGUUGAAGUGCCAUCUGAUGCUUACAUCAACCAUUGGAGUACGCCAUCACUCACAUGGAGUCAUUUUUCAGGCGAUACAUACUCAGAUCUCGGUGGAAGGCGCAGCGAAGCCGUCACGGUCCGAAGUGGAGAGCGCCAUCGUCGUCAUGAGCCACGUGCUGAAAUCAGCUGUUUCUUUGGUGGACUCGUUCUGUAAAUGGCUCGCUGAGGCACUACACGAAUGUCCAGUGAAGCUGGAGAGCCUGCUGACAAUAUGCACAGCUUGCAAUAGAGCUCUAAUUCGGGAACGAGAUAAACAAAGCGUUUCCCGUGCUGUGGUUGCAGAAAUGAUUCAAGCCAUUAAAUUCAAAUGUCCCAUGCAUGAGGCGAACUUUAUCACCAUAGCACAUUUGAUCCUUCAAGAUGCUGGCGAAGACAUCGAAAUGAACAUACAAGACGAUCAGUUCAAUACGGCCGCUUCGGAGGCUGUGCGACCGUUCCUGUUCGAAAUACUCGACUUUAUCGCCGAUCUGCACGUGCUAGCUAAGCUCAAGAAAGAAACGAAUUCGGAUUCGGUUGGAGGAGAUCUGAAAGGUGAAGCUGGCAGAAGCGAUCGCCGUCGAAAUGAGUCGGUCGAAUGCUCGUGA
Molecule: messenger RNA, 1249 nt
Organism: Ostertagia ostertagi
Lineage: Eukaryota; Metazoa; Nematoda; Chromadorea; Rhabditida; Trichostrongylidae
Source: the annotation of a GenBank genome assembly